ACGGUAGUGAUCGUAUGAUGGUGGUUGAGCAUCACACGAUGGCCAUCGGUAUAAGGUACUACCUCCGUACCGUGCGGUAUACCAUCACGCGAUGGUGAUCCGUGAUGGUGUGGCUGGUAUAGCGCAGGGGUCAUUGGAGAGGGUCAGCCCGGGUCAGGAAACAAACAAAAUGGCGGCGAAUGAUGCAGCUGCCCGCGACGCGCCGAAUUGAGGCUUCAAAUCUCAUCUUGCAUUAACAUUUGAAUCUUGAAAUGCACUGCAAGAGAUAGAUCUGCUUGUCAGGAUCACACUGACACCUUUGAUCGCCUCAUCUGAUCGGUUGGGACUGUUAUAUUGAAUUUUUCUGUGACCAUGUGUUAUGCCUCAAAAUGGCGCGUCAUGUGGAUUGCCUGACACGGAUUUGAGAAAGAUGGCGAAAGUCAAAAAGGACAUUAGGAAUUUUCGUGGGAGGACCCCCUUUGUGAAGAAGACUUCAGUUAACUCAGCAGAUGGCAGGACAACUGUGAGUCGCAUUCCCUUGCUAGGUACCCAGCCUGAAGCACAAGAUUCACAAGCCAGCACAUCAGCCACUGCCGAGCUUCCUGUUAUACCUGUACCAGCUGCAGACCCAGAGCCUACCCUGCCACAAACACAGACAGCAUACUGUAAACAAAAAACCCGUGAACUAGAAUCCUGGAACAAAGUAAGGGAUCUUGUGUAUCAAACCAGCGUGGAGCUGGCUUCACCAAUCUCCUUUAUCUGCACCACAUGUCGAACGGUCGAGGAGAGUCUGAUUUUCAGGUGCAAGGAAUGUGGUCCUGUGGCUAUGUUCUGCAUAGAGUGUCUGAGGGAGCAACAUAAAGACCAUAAGUCCUUCCAUGUUCCAGACAAGUGGGAGGGUACCUUCUUCCGUCCCUAUCAUCUGAGCCAUACCCUGCAUCUGCCCCAUCAUGCUGACUGUCCAACAAGGUACUGCAAGUCAGUCAAGGUGUUUGAUCCUGCAGGUCGCCUUCAGUAUUUUGAGGUAGCCUUCUGUGACUGUGAGCAGAUCAGCUGCACCCUCCUCAGAUAUGGCUUGUGGGGGUCUACAGUAUCAGAUCCACAAACUGCCUUUGCCACCUCCCUGCUGGAGUGGUUAGUCAUGUUCACCUUAGAGGCACAGGUCUCUGUUGAGGCAUUCUGUAAGGCCGUCCGCUACAAGAACAACCUUUCACUCAGUGAGACGAACACACUUUACAGGUCCCUUAUUGGCCAAUCAAUUGCUGAGUUUCGACACUUCAUGUAUAGAGUAAGGACCAUGAAAGAUUUGUGUCCAUUGCUAGAUGAUGGGACAACCUGCCCGGCAUGUCCAAAGAAGGACGGCACUCAAAUAAUUGCCCUGGAUGGUAACUUUGGAUUGGUGAGGAAACAGAGCUCUGGAACCAGCUCUGGACCGCCAUUGCAUGGGACAACACUUUUCAUGGAGGAUGAUCGUGUGCAAGACUUUGUUGAGAAGUACAAGAAGAAAGACGAUGGCAAACAAGUUGAGGAACUGGAUUGCAGCAACUUCAGAGCAGGCAGCAUCAUACGCUCACAGGGAAAGCAGAAAAAGCUUGAUGUUUCUGGGGUGUUUGGAAGUGUAUGCCGCCAUGAGAUUCCUAGAUGUUUUCUAAACAUGAUACACGGAGAACGGUUUGCAUACCCAGUAUGCCUUAUAGAAGAGCUGCUGGCAGAUGUGGCAGGACGUAACAUCAAGCUUAAAGUGAUCUAUGACAUCGCAUGCAAACUUCACUCCCAUCUCAAGAAAACACGCCAGAAUGACCUACUGGGUAAGGUGACACUUGCACUGGAUGUUUUCCAUUCCUACGGCCAUAAGACAUCAUGCCAGCUGAAUUACAGCACAAGAAGGCUGCCUGGGUUCGGACUUACUGAUGGAGAGGCAGUAGAGCGGAUGUGGGCCUUCCUUAGACGCUUCUCCAGGAUUACCAAAGAAAUGACUCCAACACGCCGUUUAGACUUGCUGACAGAUGGGCUGUUACAUUAUUCGCGCCGGAAGACACUUGAUAUUGAAGUCGCCCUUGUCAAGAAGAAGCAAAGUGCAGAAAAGGCUGGCUGUGUCGCCAAAGAAGGGCUAGAUGCAGUCAUGGCUGACGCAAAUGUGUCAAUGGAUGACAUCAAGUCAUGGGCUCAGAGAGAAAAGGAUGUCAUCAAUACUGAAAAGCAGUCCACCUCAAAAGAAGACAAGUGGAAAACUUUGUAUGUGACAAAGUUGCUUCAGUUAAAGACAGUGCGGGAACAGAUACUUUCAAUGGGGGAGGAGAGUAGCGAUGUGGACGUAUACCAGUCUUCAUUUUUGAAGCUGGACCAGCAACUGAGUGAACUUGAGCGAACGCACCGCAUAUCUGCACGUUGGUCAACAUCCAGCCACCAAUUUGUUGCAACAAUGAAAGAGGUUGACUUGGCAGUUAGGUCCGCCCUUUUAUCCCGUAUGCGUGGCCUUUCGUAUGAGCGGUGCUUUUUAACUUCCCUCAAGAGGAAGUAUCCUGAUGGCCAAGCAAUUUCGCUGAAGUUGGCAAGACAACUAACGACAACAAACACAAAGCUCCAAAAGACCGUAGAUGAGUACAACGCAGUGGCAACGCAGUGGGAGCCAAAACAUCCCAAUUUUCCAGUGUCCAUCCAGUUUCGGGAGGCAACCGAUCCCUCUUGGCAAACCUACUUGUGCCUGGACCCAAAUAUGUUGGAGGAGCCAGGGUUGCCACGGAGUGUUCAGCGCAGGGCAAUAGAGCACCUCAAUCUCCUGCAGCGAGCAGAAGAAGAGGUGGAGAUGGUGCGACAGGAGAUGAAGGAUGUUUUCAACCACUUCCAGACAGAGAGGGAGCUUGUGGAGGCAGAAAUCAUGAAGUGUGAUGAUUUAACAAGUGGAAGAGUAGCAACAUUGACCACCCAUGUAGUUAUGCUUGAAAAGAGACUGGUAUCCAUGUAUGAUUUCUUCCGCCAUCAUGACCCUGACCUAGAACUGCCUACUGUAAAGACAACAUACCUCGUACUUUUCCCUUUUAAAAACCCUGACUGCCUUGACUAUAUAUGUGAUUCACUGUCAGAAGAUGAGAGUGAAUGUGAUGAUGAAGCAUUGCCAGAUGUUGAUUCUUGGAUGGAUGAUGACAAUGAUUGUGAUUAGAUAGAUAAGUUUAUUUUAUUACACGUUCUUGGAUGAUGAUUGCAAAUAACACCAUGAAUAACCUAAUUCUAUGUUUAAGCUAUUACUUGUGCAAAUAAUGUUGAUGAGGAAUUAUUAUAAUUUCAUGUUGCUAGUAUGCAUAUGUUCAACCUCUUCUCACUUCCUAUAAUGGACAUGAAUGUAUGGACAGCUGUAGUCUAUAUUGGUCAUUCCUGGUCUAAUUGCCAUAGUAAAUAUGAGUAUAUGCAACUUAUCUUGUAUGAGAUUGAAAAGGACAUUUCUUUGCUGUAUUAUGUACAAUGUCUUAAUUUACAGUAUUGGGACAUUCUCUGCUGAAAAAGAAUGCAGUUAUGUCUACCUUUUUAGAUUUGGAGUUUGAAUUGAGUAAACUAAUCCGGAGCUUUUUAGUAGACUUUCUAUGCCAAAUAUGUAUAAUAUGUAGUGUUAUGUACAUAAUCCUCCUACAAGUAGGUAGCUUGACAUAUAUUCAUAAUGUGUUACAAUGUAGGACAUGUGGUAACGCUAAUGUGAUUUGGUAAAUCUAAAUCGUGCAUAUGUCCAGACUUCUUUUUGUAACCAGUACAGAGAAAGUGUCCCUUCCGUAGUGGGUUUUGAAAUAUUGAGAGGUUUUUUUUUUCCAACUGUAAAAUUUUACAUAGCUGACUUCUUUCAUAGUUGUAACAGGAGGCGAGAUGUCUUUUGUUGCCCCAAGUUGUCAACAUAUUAACAGAUUCUGUCACGGAGCUGUUCAAAGCAGAAAUUGUGUAUAGUUUGUAUUUAGAUUAUAUUCUACAGGUCCAUAAUAAUGAAGUUGUUACUAAACAAUGAAAGCACACCUGUUUGUGACUUAUUACUUCCAUUUUCUUGUAUGUUCAUAUUCUUUGAUGCAUAGAAUAAAAAUCAUUCUCGUUUAUUAUUCGACAGUUAACACCUGUAUACAGGUCGCACAACUUAUAUGGCUUGAUUUCUGUGACUGAGCAGAGAAGAGUAAAAUGG
This is a messenger RNA of Branchiostoma floridae (Florida lancelet), 4135 nucleotides long. RefSeq lists its product as uncharacterized. Lineage: Eukaryota; Metazoa; Chordata; Leptocardii; Amphioxiformes; Branchiostomatidae. The record is from RefSeq and is a predicted model, not a curated record. The coding region runs from base 359 to 3139 and encodes 926 amino acids. The transcript is spliced from 17 exons.